Messenger RNA from Ostreobium quekettii, 375 nucleotides. Lineage: Eukaryota; Viridiplantae; Chlorophyta; Ulvophyceae; Bryopsidales; Ostreobiaceae. The record is from the annotation of a GenBank genome assembly.
AUGCCCAACUAUGCCGUCACCGCAGACAUUCAGACACACGAAAACGUGACAGUGACCUUGUCAGAAGCAGCCAUCAAUGGGCACUGCACGUACAGCAGCGGCGCAGAGUAUCCACUGUGCGUGCAAACCUCGCUUACCGGGCCAUUGAGGCCCGUUCCAGAUGACCAGGUGGAGGAAGCACGGGCUCUGCUGUUUGCACGAUUCCCAGCAAUGGCAAAUUGGCCCAGGGACCACGGUUUUCAACCGUUUGAGGUCCACAUCGAGCACAUAACUGUGCAGGAUUUCUUCGGCGGGGACGUGGAUGUUUCGCCGUCAGAUUAUUUCGCAGUGAAGCCAUCCGACUUUGUGGGGAGGCCUCUUGUUUCCUCUACUUGA